This is a messenger RNA of Oryzias latipes (Japanese medaka), 2708 nucleotides long. It is a transcript of the gene smarcd1, whose product is annotated as SWI/SNF related BAF chromatin remodeling complex subunit D1. NCBI's taxonomy places the organism in Eukaryota, Metazoa, Chordata, Actinopteri, Beloniformes, Adrianichthyidae. The record is from RefSeq and is a predicted model, not a curated record.
UCCUUUGCUCCACCGGAGGCGACAUCUAGUGAGGAGAUGGCGUCCAGAGGGGGGUUUCAGUCUGCACCGACUGGUGGUGGUGGAGCUGUUGGACCUGGACAACCUGUACCCGGUGCUGGACCAGGCAUGGGACCCGGGACUCCCACUGGAAGAAUGGGUCCAUCUUCGGCUGGUCAGAACCACAUGUACCGAUCUCCAAUGCCUGGGCCUGGGUACCCGAGACCGGGCAUGCCUCCAUCCAGCCGCAUGACCCCACAGGGACCAGCAAUGGGGCCCCCAGGAUACGGCAACAGCCCUGUGUCUCGUCCUGGGAUGCCUGGAGUUAUGGACCCAUCCCGGAAGAGGCCGGCCCCCCAACAGAUUCAGCAGGUUCAGCAGCAACAGAACCGCAACCAGCACACAAAGAAGAAGAAGAUGGCCGAUAAAAUUCUACCUCAGCGGAUCAGGGAACUGGUCCCGGAGUCUCAGGCUUACAUGGAUCUCUUGGCUUUUGAGAGAAAGCUGGACCAGACCAUAAUGCGUAAGAGACUGGACAUUCAGGAGGCCCUCAAGAGGCCCAUUAAGCAAAAGAGGAAACUUCGGAUCUUUAUAUCCAACACCUUCAAUCCUGCAAAGCCUGACGCUGAAGACGGCGAGGGCACGGUGGCUUCAUGGGAGCUGCGCGUUGAAGGCCGCCUGCUGGAAGAUACGGCUGUGUCCAAGUAUGAAGCUACCAAGCAGAAGAGGAAGUUCUCGUCUUUCUUCAAGUCUUUAGUGAUUGAAUUGGACAAAGACUUGUAUGGUCCAGAUAAUCAUCUGGUAGAAUGGCAUAGGACUGCCACCACGCAGGAGACUGAUGGUUUCCAGGUGAAGAGGCCUGGUGAUGUGAGCGUUCGCUGCACCGUCCUGCUCAUGCUCGAUUACCAGCCCCCUCAGUUUAAGCUGGACCCUCGACUGGCCCGGAUGCUGGGUAUUCACACACAGACCAGACCCGUCAUCAUCCAGGCCCUGUGGCAGUAUGUCAAGACCCACAAACUCCAGGACCCACAUGAGCGAGAGUUCAUAAACUGUGACAAAUAUCUGCACCAGAUUUUUGAGACUCAGCGAAUGAAGUUUUCUGAAAUCCCACAACGCCUGCAUGCGCUGCUCAUGCCUCCAGAGCCGAUCAUCAUCAACCAUGUGAUCAGUGUGGACCCUAAUGACCAAAAGAAGACGGCAUGUUAUGACAUCGAUGUGGAGGUGGACGACACGCUGAAGACUCAGAUGAACUCCUUCCUGCUGUCCACAGCCAGUCAGCAGGAAAUUGCAGGACUGGAUAACAAGAUUCAUGAAACCAUAGAGACCAUCAACCAGCUGAAAACCCAGAGGGAGUUCAUGCUGAGUUUUGCCAGAGAUCCUCAGGGCUUUAUCAACGACUGGCUUCAGUCUCAGUGUAGAGACCUCAAAACCAUGACUGAUGUGGUUGGAAACCCAGAAGAGGAGCGGAGGGCCGAGUUUUACUACCAGCCGUGGGCUCAGGAGGCAGUCUGCCGCUACUUCUACUCAAAGGUGCAGCAGAGACGACAGGAACUGGAGCAGGCGCUCGGCAUCAGGAACACCUGAAGCAGAGGAAGACCACGCACGCGUCUUUUGGAGACAACUGUUCAGUGUAUUGGGGGGUGGGGGGUAUUUAGACUCAACUCCUCAGUUUUGCAAAAACCUUGGAAGACAUAGAUACUAGAUUAUUGCAUUAUUAAAUAGGAUGCCAGUUUUUGUUUUCACACUGCAGUUUCAUGUCUUUUUGUUCCCCUCUUCAUAUCACAACUCCUUUAAAAUAGUUGUCUCUGCUUUUCGUACCAUUCCUUUGAUUUGAAAACCGGUUCAGUGCAAAAGUACUGCAUGUACACAAUUCUAAAGCGGAACGCAGACCGUACUGGGAAACGUUGUUUCCCCCCUAAAGAAAGGAUGUAUGGAUUGUAUUCUGGUCCCUAAGUUUAAAAACAUUUUUGUCUUUUGACGCGCCUUAACACCCUUGCCUACCUGAGUAACUAUUGAUUGUUGUUGUGUUUGUGAUCAGUCGUGCUACUUUGCUGUAUAUUAUAUUUGCUUUAAGUGUCACUGGUUUGCUUUGUCGUUAGGGUGAGAGUCCCUUCAAAGCUAAAUCAGUCACAGCAGAAAACAGCACUGUGGCAGUUUGGAAAUCCUUUGUUACAUUCUCCUUUGGUAUGAAGGCUUUUUUGUUCUUGUACUAAUAAUGAUCCUUGUUUUAGACUUGUAUAAUAUAUCACGUUAGUUCAGGUUAUAAUAGAAAUAGCUAGUAUGAUUACCUCUAGUCUACAUAGUUUUGUAAAUAUUGAGCAGAAUAACGUGGCGUCAUCAGUGCUGAAGGCUGAAGUCUACAUUCAACAAGUGGAAACGGUAUUGAAAGGCUCUCCGUCUUUACUCGCCCUUUAGAGUUCAAACCUUUUCGUUGGAUGUCUUCUAACCAAGCGCAGAAAAGGCCAUGAAGUGGUGAGAAGCGUCACGCCUGAAGAUGGUCUGUUUUAGUUUUCUCUGUUGGAAGUGGGGGAAAAAACAUCUUUGACUGACAUGUCUUUAAUUAUUGACAAGAAUACACUAAUGAAACUUGUGGGAUGUAAACCAACACUGGGUGGACUGUAAGAUAUUUUGUGAAUCUGCAGACUUUUUCAUGGACCAAACCUAUUUUUCUGUAUGUUCUUAUGUUAUAGUAAAGGAUAUGUAUAAAAUUA